Molecule: messenger RNA, 285 nt
Organism: Lathyrus sativus (Indian pea)
Lineage: Eukaryota; Viridiplantae; Streptophyta; Magnoliopsida; Fabales; Fabaceae
Source: the annotation of a GenBank genome assembly
AUGCACAUAUCAGAUGUUUUCAAGGUUCUGAGUGUAUUCAAAGUCUACAGGGAAAGCUUUCUUGGACUUCCACACCAGCAAAAUUGGCCAACAUAUGAAGGAUUCACUCUUUGCCAUGACGAGACAAUGCGAAGGAAUAAGAAAGGGUGUCCAAAUAGUACAAGAAAUAGAACUGAAAUGGACAAUCUUGAGAAAGAAAAGAGAAAAUGUGAAAUAUGUCGAGAAAUUGGUCAUAUGCGUAGAAAAUGUCUGAAUGUAGCAGACCCGUCAAAUCGGCCCGUCUAA